This is a messenger RNA of Ceratosolen solmsi marchali, 2515 nucleotides long. RefSeq names its product phosphodiesterase 8 (gene Pde8). Gene Ontology annotation, molecular function: 3',5'-cyclic-nucleotide phosphodiesterase activity. NCBI's taxonomy places the organism in Eukaryota, Metazoa, Arthropoda, Insecta, Hymenoptera, Agaonidae. The record is from RefSeq and is a predicted model, not a curated record. The coding region runs from base 1 to 2379 and encodes 792 amino acids. Gene Ontology annotation, biological process: signal transduction. The transcript has 18 exons.
AUGAUUAUUUCUAGAAUCUACAUAUUUAAUGUUUUAAUCUUCCAGAAGGGGCCAAGUGAUGUUGGUUGCAAUUGGUUGAUAAGCAGUUCAGCGCCAGAUCAUGUUAAAGUACUAUUGGCAUUUCCCCGAGGUGAAAGACAAGCGGAGGUAAUCGGAUUGGCAUGCGAGAGACUCGGGUGGUACGUGACGGAAGUGCGGGAUACUGAGGAAGCACUUGAUCAAUUUCAAGCUCGCUGUCACGAAAUUGUAAUUAUCGAUCGAAGGGGAAGGUAUUGCCAGCAGGCUGACGAGAUAUGCAGGGCUCUAAAUAAUAUACACCAUCAGGCAUCAAUUAUAAUAGCCAUUGUAAAAAAAUCAUUUUUUACAGUAUCUGAUCAAGAUAAAAUUUCCACCUUGCAAGUACUUGAUAAUGGAUACAAUAGGGCACUUAUUGAGUGUUCGAGUACAGAAAUCGUAAUGAACGAGCUUAUUGGGAUUUACGCUAAUGAAGUACAACCGAAGCUUCAACUGGCAGUUGCUCAUUCGUUAUACUUGGCCGUUCAUAGGUGCCGCGAUAUGGUUCAUGUGACUAACGAUCGACAUUUUAUUCAGUUUGCAAAUGAAGUAAGUGAGAAAUUAUUGGGCUACAAAUUGGAGGAACUACUAAACAAAAAUCUUUCUGAGAUUGUUAUAUGUGAAAAUUUUACGCUAAUGAAUCAGCAGUUACAAAAGGGUCGAGAAUUCCAUGGUAAUAUGAAUUGUAAAAGAAAAUCUGAUGAAACAAUAAUGAUCAGUUCCAGAAUAAUUCCAUUUUGUGCAUAUGGAAGGAGGCCUACUCAUUAUAUUUAUAUUUAUGAUACUACUUAUUUAUUGGAAAACGUAGAAGUGACAUCAACAUCAUCAUCACAUUUGCAUCCUAGAGGAAGUUCACAUUCGCUACGUUCUUUUGAUAUUGGCUCCGUAGGUAGUGAUUUACAAAGGAGAAGUAGUGUAGCAAAAUUGCACAAUUUACCUCUUGAAGCUCCAAUCACAAAAGUUAUAUCGUUAUUGACGACUGCAAUGACAGAUGCUGUCAGUCCAGAUGUGGUAGCACAAAUUGACAAAGCCAUCGAAAUAUUGAAGACAACAGAACUCUACGAACCCUACGUCAGGGAAGCUGAUGAGAUUUUCAAUGACCCAGUCACUUCUGAUCUCAUCGGUGCUCUUAUAUCGGCACCGCAAUACUCGCGGGACUCGCGGAGGUCAUCGAACGACUCAUCUGGGCGCGUGUCCCAGGUUCAGAGAAUAUUACACCAGCAACCAUUGAAGACAAUGUCUAAGAGUCCUAGGGCACCGCGCGACAUCGAGAUACUCCUCGACGGCUGCUUCAAUUGGGAAUUUGACAUUUUUCGACUUGAACUAUUAUCGGGUAGAAGGCCUCUCUACUAUCUGGGGAUGAACCUAAUGAAUCGCUACAGUGUUCCGGCCCGUCUCAAUUGUGACGAGCGCACGCUGCAAAAUUGGCUAACUGUCAUAGAGGUCAACUAUAAUGUAGCUAACAGUUAUCACAAUUCAACCCACGCUGCGGAUGUGCUUCAAGCGACUGCCCGUUUCAUGGAAUCUGACAGACUUAAAGUUCUCCUCGAUCCCCUCGACGAGGUUGCAGCACUCGUCGCCGCGGCAGCACACGACAUCGACCAUCCCGGCAAGUCCAGUCAAUUUCUAUGCAAUGCUGGAAAUAAACUGGCCAUUUUGUACAAUGAUUUGUCCGUACUUGAAUCUCAUCAUGCUGCAUUAACGUUCCGAUUGACGCUUUCUGAUGAGGAUGUCAAUAUAUUUAAGAAUUUAGAUGCAGAAACUUACAAAAUCGUAAGGUAUAAUGUUAUUGACAUGAUCUUAGCUACAGAAAUGACCAAACAUUUUGAGCAUUUGGCGAAGUUCGUCAAUGUUUGUAGUAUACGUACCGAAGAAUCACAAUCCGAGCCUUUUUCAGAUCCAGUGGACUCAUCGGUACUCCUACUUCCAGAAAACGUAUCUCUCGUUAAAAGGAUGAUGAUUAAGUGUGCCGAUGUUUCAAACCCGACGCGACCCUUAACAUUUUGUAUAGAAUGGACAAAGCGCAUUGCAGAGGAGUACUUUAGACAAACUGACGAAGAAAAAAAGAAAAAACUGCCUGUUGUAAUGCCCAUGUUUGACCGAUCUACCUGUUCUAUUCCAAAAUCGCAAAUCGGCUUUAUUGAUUAUAUUAUCAACGAUAUGAUGGAAGCAUGGAACGCAUUCAUCGAUAUACCGGAAAUGAUCACCUAUAUGAAACAGAACUACGAAAAAUGGAAAGAAUAUAACGAACGUGGAAUCUCGACCCUGCAGGAUGUUGAAAGAUUGCAGCAGUCUGCAGAAUUGCAAAUGCCUCAAUCAACUUGAAUGACAGAUUAGCAUGAAAUAAAAUUUAUAUCGUCGAAUUUAUAUCACUUUCAUUUUCAUAAUGUGUUCAUAAUAGUCUCUAUGAUCAUUUAAUAUUAAAUAAUAUUUCUAUUUACAUUCAUUUAAACACAAUGAG